CUAGUGCACUCUAACAAAAUGCAGGUUUAUUUUUUCUCUACAAGGCGUUGUUGUUUAGAACGAAUAUUUUAUCUUUGUCUCAUUAGAUUGCAUGUAUAGGAGGAUUAUGUGUGUGUACAUGGGAUUACGCGCUAGGGCAGUGAAAAUUACUUUAGGCUCUGCCUUCUGCCGUGAGUUUUUACAUUGUAAACCCGUGCUUUCACGUCACAACAAUAUUCUACAUCAAUCGUUCUGUUGGAAUUCAGCGUGCGGCCGCGGUUUCACAACUGCGCAUCUCUGCUGUUCACUCAGGUAGGAUUGGAUUUGAACACAAACGCAUACCUCACCAAGAAUGGCUAUCGCAAUCGUCAAGAUCGGAAUUUCAUUGAAAAUGCUACCAAAUAACAGUGCCGUGUUUUUCAAAUCGGACGGUGGGAGAUUUGGCCAAACCAGGACGAUUAAAUUGCUAACGGGGUCAAAGUACAAGAUUGAAGUGGUUGUCAAACCUGGGGCUGCAGAGGCAACCACUAUGAGUGUAGGCGGAGUCAUCUUCCCCUUGGAGCAGAAGUCUAGAGACCCCCAGUCUGUAGUCUACACUGGCGUCUACAACACAGAGGGCAUGACUCACACCAAGAGUGGAGACAGACAAGCUGUACAGAUCAGUUUGCAGUUCCCAGAGGUGGGCUCUUUUGAAGUGGUGUGGCAGGUGAAGUACUACAACUACAACAAGAGGGACCACUGCCAGGGGGGCAACAGUUUCAACAGCAUCGAGUACGAGUGCAAGCCCAACGAGACACGCAGCCUUAUGUGGGUCAACAAGGAGCUGUUCGUCUGAUGGACCAACCAACACAGACAGCAUCAGGGUUGUGUUCAUUAGGGCACCAAACGGAAGUUAACGUAGUGAAACUGGGCGGUACUACCUGAAAUUACAAAAGCUGAAGAACAUACGCACUUCCAGGUGCUUUCCGCAGGUGCUGGAGUUGUAGGCAAACUCAAGGAAAACAGAAAGAAAAACGCCUCACCUGAAAUUAGCCAAUAAAAAUGCCUGUUUUAGUUUUCCGUUGCAAAAAUGUUUUGCUACGGUGUGCCCUAAUGAACACGACCCUGAUGUCACUGAAAUGAGAGAUGGAUGACAAUCCGCUGCUGUGUGUUUCAGCUGUAGCCAGCGUGCAACCCCUCAAAGUGGAUCAUUUGCUGACUACUAGUGAAACGGUUAACCCAAACAUAUUUUCCUCAGUCUGUUGUGGCAUAAUGUUUACCCUCAGGUCUAUUCUGUUCCAUGGAGUGCUUGUGUGUGUGUGUGUUAUCUAUUUAUAUCUAUGAAGGCAGUGUGUUAAUAUGGGUGUGUAGAUGUGGUGUGUGUGUGUGUGUUAUUUAUGCGUAUCCAUGAAGGCAGUAUGUUAAUAUGUACACUGUAUGUGCAGAUGUUGCGUGUGUUAAAGUACUGUAAUGAACAGUCAGUGGUUUUAAUUUAAAAAAAAAUAGUUGUAGCUUUUUUUGUUCAAUUAAAAUGUUGUCCCAUUUGUCGUUUUCCCAUGUGUCGACAGAGUACAAGUAGCAUAGGACAUCUGUAGAAGUGAGUGUUUACAUUUAUUAGAUUUGACAAAAUAUUUUGACUAAUUCAUGAAAUUAUCUUAUUUUUGAAUUGGGCUGAUUUUGACUAAUCAAAAAUCGAUCCUCAGAAUAUCAUAUAUCUGUAACAAGCUGUUAGCCAGCACUUAUCUUAUUUCUCUCUUUUAUUUUUGUCAAAUUAAAAGUGUUAUUAUAUUAGUUGGGAAAACACUAUCAAUACUGAAAACCAAUAUAAACGCAACAUGUAAAGUGUGAGAUCCAUAGAUUAGGGCCAGAUUAGGGCCAGAUUAGGGCCAGAUUAGGGCCAGAUUAGGGCCAGAUUAGGGCCAGAUUAGGGCCAGAUUAGGGCCAGAUUAGGGCCAGAUUAGGGCCAAACUGCAACUCAGUAAAAUCUUUGAAAUUGUUGCAUGUUGAAUUUAUUUUGUUGUUCAGUAUAUAUAUAUUUUUAAACAAUAUAACUUACUAUGAGAUAUGUAGUGAAAAUGCAACAAAAUGUUGUUUAAUUAUCAGAGCACCGUGCAAUGUUACAACAUCUUUAAUAUAUUGUGGAUAUGUUUUUAAUCUAAAUCAUAGUAGCUGUAACAUUUUGUGGAGGUAUUUGAUUAGUAAAUAUAUUUGGGAAGA
Messenger RNA from Salvelinus fontinalis (brook trout), 2175 nucleotides. RefSeq names its product cannabinoid receptor interacting protein 1b (gene cnrip1b). Gene Ontology annotation, molecular function: type 1 cannabinoid receptor binding. The coding region runs from base 332 to 814 and encodes 160 amino acids. Gene Ontology annotation, cellular component: plasma membrane. The transcript is spliced from 3 exons. Gene Ontology annotation, biological process: negative regulation of signaling receptor activity. NCBI's taxonomy places the organism in Eukaryota, Metazoa, Chordata, Actinopteri, Salmoniformes, Salmonidae. The record is from RefSeq and is a predicted model, not a curated record.